ACAGCGCCACCAUUUGACCCCUCCAAAAAAUAUUCAAGAUGGCAGCCUCCAUUGGAAGUGAAAAUGCAAACAGUGAGAAAGACAAUCUGGAGUCAGUGAAGCACACAAUUCUAGUCUUGUCAGGGAAAGGAGGAGUUGGAAAGAGCACGGUGACAACCCAGCUAGCACUGACACUCAGACAAAAUGGUCUGAAGGUUGGAGUACUUGAUAUUGAUCUGUGUGGUCCAAGUAUUCCCCGCAUGCUCAAUGUGCAGGGAAAUGAUGUGCACCAGUGUGCUCAGGGGUGGGUUCCAGUAUAUGCAGACAAUGAACAACGUCUUGCAGUCAUGUCCAUUGGGUUCUUGUUAGGAAGCAGCGAUGAUGCUGUGGUCUGGAGAGGUCCCAAGAAGAAUGCAAUGAUCAAGCAGUUCCUAAGUGAUGUCUUCUGGAGUGAUCUCGAUUACCUCAUCAUCGACACCCCACCAGGCACUUCAGAUGAGCACAUCACAGUUGUGGAGAGUUUACAUCAGUACAAGCCGGAUGGAGCUGUAUUAGUCACAACGCCACAGGCAGUUGCAGUAGGCGAUGUCCGUAGGGAACUCACAUUUUGUCGGAAGACUGGUGUUCCGGUCUUGGGCAUCAUAGAAAACAUGAGUGGCUAUGUCUGCCCUCAUUGCACAGAAUGCAGUAAUGUCUUUUCAAAGGGAGGCGGAGAGUCUUUAGCCAAGGAAUUUUCAAUACCAUUCCUGGGUUGCAUACCACUAGACCCCCAGCUCGCCAAGUGCUUGGAGGAAGGCAAGAGUUUUGUUGAUUCCUUUCCUUCGUCACCAUCAGCUGGAGCUAUACAAGACAUUGUCAAGACGUUACUACAAAACAACAGCUCAUCAAAGACUUGAGAAAUGUGCUAAAAUUUUAUUUUAAGCUGUUAUAGUAUAUUUCUUGUAACAAUUUAACCCUGACACCCUUGGACAGUUUUCCAGGAAAACCAAAACCAAACAACUUGAAGUUACCCCAAACCAGAAUUAAAAGAUCCAUGCGAUGGAUUUGUCUUAGGAAAACAUUUUGCGCAACUUUCUACUACUGUUAAAUGUAUGAAGACUAUUUAACAUCCCUUUUUGGUUAAUUUUGUUGAAAAGUGUACUUUUUUUAAACAUUUAAAAUUGUCCAUGCUUUUCCGGACAACUGAGGGCGCUGUUGCUGUGAUGUCAUUCCAGGAUGACACUGUUCAGUUUAAGGGUUUUCUGUUCAAAUUGUGAACCCAAAAUGUGCUCAUUGAAAACACUGGUGCGAAAGGGUUGCUUAUUGGCUUACUGCAGUGUACAUGUACUUACACAACAACAAAUCUCCAAAGAAAAGAAAAAUUAUGACGGCAAAAUAUUAAAAAAUUCUAGCAACUUUUUGUGCUGAAACAGGUGUAACAUUGAGGUUUCUGACUGGAAUGACGUCACAGAUUUGCUCAUGAAUAUAGAAAUGUGUAUCAGCAUGAAGACCAAAAAUGCACCAAAAUACCCUAGAAAAUUGGCAAAACGAAAUUUCAAAAUAAGGUUAAAUGGGACACAAAGGUGCAUUUUCAAGGAUUGCGUUGAAAAACUUACAUUACAUGGGACCUUUAAGUUUUAUGAAUUAUCAAGCUUUGUCGAAUGUCGAAGCUUAGCAAUGUGACCAUUGUGUUUAAUUAUAUGUGACCUGACAUCACGAAAAUGAGCUCAAAGUCAGACUUAAUAAGAAUUCAGAUAUUUAUAUUCCUUGAUGCAGAACAAUAGCUUUAGGUACACUGAAUUCAGUAACAGAAUUAUAGACCACCAAGUGAAUUGAAUCCGUAAAUCUAAUUUGUGAGAAAAUGACAUUUAAAAAUCCAGCUGUGUUACAGUGAAUAAACAGUGAAAUGGGAUGAAAAAAAGGUUUUACAGAUAUUUGAUUGAACAAAGGUUGAGAAAGGUUUCAGAAAAGGAUAUACAGAUUUAGGUUCUCUGAAAACAAAUAAAUCUACCACCCUUUUAAUUUUGGCUUUGCAAAAUGGCAAUUUAUUGACUUUAAACUCAUUUCGAGGCAACAGGUUACAUAAUAUUACACCAGAUCAUGGGAAACAUUUCUGGGGUUUUUGGUGUGUUUUUUUGUUUGUUUUUUUAAUGAAAUGAUAUUCUCAUCCCAUUUUUGAUUCAUAUUUAUUUGGACUUGGUGUCUGCUGUAAAAGAAAAGAAACAAUUAUGACACAAGUAUGCUGAGAGUUAUUGAAGAGUAAAGACAACCUUCAAAUUUCACAGUGCGGAUAAUUUGAUUAUGAUGUCACAUUUAAUAACCACAAAUACAUUUGGUAAUCUGAAUAAGAAUAAUGUGAAGUUAAUCUAAAUAAACAUGUUUAUGAAAUAAAAUAAAUAUCGACCUAACAGUGAAAUGGUUCCGAGUACACCAUCAUUUGCCAUUAUGAUUGUAAUGAUUUUUACAAAAAAGGCGCCUGCAGAAUAUGAUUUAAUGAGUAUGUCUAUCUGCUUAUGUUGCAUCAAUUUAAAGUGUACAUGCUAUUAGUCUUUUUAAUUAUCAUCGUUUCCACAAAUACUAAGAAAAGUUACAAUUAAA
Messenger RNA from Patiria miniata (bat star), 2556 nucleotides. It is a transcript of the gene nubp2, whose product is annotated as cytosolic Fe-S cluster assembly factor NUBP2-like. Gene Ontology annotation, biological process: iron-sulfur cluster assembly. Gene Ontology annotation, cellular component: cytosol. Gene Ontology annotation, molecular function: 4 iron, 4 sulfur cluster binding; ATP-dependent FeS chaperone activity; ATP binding. The transcript has 9 exons. The coding region runs from base 39 to 875 and encodes 278 amino acids. The record is from RefSeq and is a predicted model, not a curated record. NCBI's taxonomy places the organism in Eukaryota, Metazoa, Echinodermata, Asteroidea, Valvatida, Asterinidae.